This is a messenger RNA of Pseudo-nitzschia multistriata, 1685 nucleotides long. Lineage: Eukaryota; Bacillariophyta; Bacillariophyceae; Bacillariales; Bacillariaceae. The record is from the annotation of a GenBank genome assembly.
CAUACACACUACAAGGCUUGUAGUUCAGAACACAGAAAGCAAUAACGGCAACGAGGAUCAAUUCAAACAAGGCAACAGCGACCAACAUGACACUUCUUCACCAUGGUAUUGCAAACACUUUGCCCCGCCUCUCCACCAAAUAUGCCACUGCGAUUCGUCGGCUCAUUGCUUCGUCGUCUCGAGUUGCUGCCAUAGGAUCCGGUGAACACUUGUCCCCCGUUUGGGGCCACCUCACAACCAUGCAACCAGUGAAAGGAGAAGGCAUCUAUCUAUGGGAGGCAGACGGCACCAAACACACUGACUUUACGUCCGGUAUCGGCGUGACAAACCUAGGCCACACGCACCCAAAGAUCACCGAGGCCAUCCGGGAGCAGGCCACCAAGUUGCACUUCGGUCAAAUGAACGUGGUCAUGCUGCCCCAGUUUGUCGAGUUGUCGGAAAAACUGGACGAAAUCACCCCCGACGGAAUCAACAAUUUUUUCUUUGCCAAUAGCGGUGCCGAGGCUACCGAGGCCGCAGUCAAGCUGGCAAGGCACGCAUCGGGGAAGAAAAACAUUGUGGUCUUCAAGGGGAGCUUUCACGGCCGGACGGCACAGUGCAUGGCAAUGACCACCUCCAAGUACAUUUACCGCGAAAACUACGCGCCGCUUCCCGGGGGAAUACACGUCACACCCUUUCCCUACUCAUACUUUUAUGGAUGGGGGCAAGAAGCGACCGUUGAUUUUUGCAUGAAGGAACUCGACCGGGUGGUCAUGGGUCAGACCUCUCCCGACGAAACGGCGGCUAUAUUUGUCGAGCCCGUGCUGGGAGAGGGCGGAUACGUCCCCGCCCCAAACGCAUUUAUAGAGAGACUCCGCGAGUUUUGCGACCGCCACGACAUCUUGAUGGUCGCCGACGAGAUUCAGUGCGGUUUUGGCCGCACCGGCAAGAUGUUUGCCAUAGAACACAGCGGCGUUCGGCCCGAUAUAUUAAUUAUGGCAAAGGGACUGGGCAACGGAAUGCCAAUUUCGGCCGUGGGUGCCUCGCACGAACUGAUGUCCAGGUGGAAGACGGGAACGCACGGAGGGACCUAUGGAGGAGGGAACACCAUAGUCGCCAGGGCGGCCCUAGCCACCAUCAAAACCAUGAGGGACGAGAAGAUCCCGGAAAAGGCGGCUGCAAUGGGCGAGUACCUCAUGGACAAGCUUCGCGCCCUGAGGGAUCGUAUCCCCAUAAUUGGAGACGUUCGUGGGUUGGGUCUGAUGGUCGGAACGGAAUUCACCGAUCCCUCCAGCGGGAAGCCGGCGGGGGAUGUUGCCGGGGCGGUUCGGUCGGCCUGCAUCGAGAAAAACCUGCUGCUCCUGAGCUGCGGUACCUACGACAACGUGAUUCGAUGGGUUCCACCACUGAUCGUCACCGAGAAUCAGAUCGACGAUGCCAUGGAUAUCUUCGAGCAAGCCGUCAUGAAUGCUACCGGCGGUAUGAGCAGCAAACAAAAAAAUAUUGCAUAGUGCAACACAGUCUAGCGCAGCGUCACCACAGGUCCUUCGAUUUUCGGAUACGACACUAUACACACACGACUACAUAUGUCCCCUACCACACAAUGAUCAUUGAUCAAGAAACAUAGAAUACACCAAACUAGCAGUAUCCAUUUUAGGAUAGAAAUACUUGAUACAUUUUGUUGAGAAUAAAUUAUUUAAUUUUGA